UCCAGCUCUAGGGUUUGUACGUGUGUCGUGUGUGAUUUCGUGUUCCUGGGGAGAAUGCGCGGCGGAGGAGGAAUGGCCGGCUGCUACAUUGCAUUGUGAGCGCCAAGAUCGAGCAGAGCAGUAGCAGCGCCAGUGGCGGAGCAGUGGGAUGGUCUCGGAGAGGAAGAAAAUGCCUCAUCACGGAGAUCCCAGCAGCAGUUCUUGGCGCGUUGCUGGCCACAAGCGCGAGCGCGACAAUUCUGAUUCUAGUGAAGGAGGACAACACACUUAUGUGAAACUCUUUGUGGGCUCUGUUCCCAGGACAAUUACUGAACAACAAGUAAGAUCAAUGUUCGAGGAAUAUGGAGAAGUUCUUGAGGUUGCGAUUAUAAAGGAUAGGAGAACGGGGCACCAACAAGCAAGAAAACGUUGUUGUUUCGUCAAGUACUCCUCGAGGGACGAAGCUGACCGAGCUAUACGUUGCUUAAACAACCAGCGGACUUUACCAGGAGGAGCUUCGCCUGUACAAGUUAGAUACGCAGAUGGUGAAAGAGAGCGCUUAGCAGGGGCAAUAGAGCAUAAAUUGUUUGUAGGAUGCUUAAACAAGCACGCUAGUGAGAGAGAAAUUGAAGAGGUUUUUAGUCCGUACGGAAGAGUUGACGAUAUAUACGUCAUGAGAGACGAGCACAAACAAAGCAGAGGUUGUGCUUUCAUAAAGUACCCGUCAAGGGACAUGGCACAAGCAGCCAUUGCUGCUCUUAACGAUGUGUACAUUAUGCGCGGUUGUGAUCAGCCUUUGGCUGUGAGAUUUGCUGACCCAAAACGGCCUAAAACUGGUGACUCGAGGAACAGUUUUAGUCCCCGCCAUCACGGAUCCGGCUCUAACAACAGAUCUAGUGGCCACAGUGGACGUGCUUCUCCAGUUAGCUGGAGGCAAGCAAAUGCAUUGAGUUUGCGGCAACUGCAUCAAACUGGACAACCUCCAUUUCCUCCAGCAGUAAUUCCCUGUCUAAGCCCUUCACAAACAGCAUCUCCUAACCACUCGCAAGGCCCAUACAUUGUACAGGCUCAACGGCAUCAUGCAGCUGGACUUCCGACCGAGGAGAUUAUCCAAACGGCAUUGCAGCGUGCUGGACAAAAUUUUGCUGGACAACAAGCUGUGCAUCAGUAUGUGCAACUACUCCAGCAGCAGCAGCAGCAGCAGCAGCAGCAGCUUCAUCUCCAACCUCAGCAGUUUAAUCCACAACCAUCGCAACAAUCACAAUUUUUACAGCUGACGCAACCCCUGGCAUCCAUAAACCAACCGUCACUCAUUUUACACAACCAUCAAGCUCUUCACUUGCAAAAUAUUCCGCAGCAACAACAGCAUCCACCGGUGUUCCAGCCAGGGAGCAUUGCACAACAGCCGCCUUCUUGGUUGUUGUCGGCGCCUACACAGCUUGUGCAAUCUUUGCUUCCAACUCCGGCAUUGCCUCCUGCUGUAGUAGCGCCAGCUACAUCUAACUGGACGGAACACGUCUCGCCAGAUGGAUAUAAAUACUAUUACAACAGUAUCACAUCCGAAAGCAAGUGGGAAAGGCCGGACGAGCUUGAGCAACAAGUUGCUCCAACGCUGCCGCCAGCCUCUGUUGACGCGAACAUCCCUCAGUUCCAGCCAUCAAAUGCUUACUUGGAACAGCUAAGACACCAGAUCUGGAUAUGAACUAACAGGAGCCUGAUUUACAGAUAUACCAACUUGAGCGAAAGGGAGAUUUAUGGCCGUGCUGCUAAGCUUGGAACAAACGUGUAGCUGGCGCGAAUGGUGGCCGGACAGCCUUUGGACCAGUCGAGGUUAGCAUAGAAUGCCAGUUCCUGUUCCGAAAGGCCCAAUUCCCAUUGCUCGUCGAUCAGAUGAAACGCAAGUGGAGGCCAAGUGCAGCUGGAGAGCACUAUCACGUCGCCUGCUAGAUGUGCCACCCAGUGAUCACACGCCAUCCUUCCCCGACUAUAUCCCGCACACGACCCUUGGACAAGGGGAGCCAACGUUUUUGCUCGUCGUCCUCCAGCACACUGAGUGCAACGUGAAGGUCGUCAUGGAUCGUUCCCACCAGGAUCCUCCGGCCGCGGUACAAAAAUCCCCAGAUAGGCCAAUUCUUGCAAGUCUCGUCAUCGAUCUCACGAAUGCUGGGAUUCUCUUCUGUGAACUCAGUCGUCCAUUUGAGUGUAUCCAGGUUGUAGAAACCAUCGUCACCGUUACCUCGGUUGUAGCCAGGGUUGCACUCUAUCAGAUCACUUGUUAUGACGUC
This is a messenger RNA of Selaginella moellendorffii, 2264 nucleotides long. RefSeq names its product flowering time control protein FCA. NCBI's taxonomy places the organism in Eukaryota, Viridiplantae, Streptophyta, Lycopodiopsida, Selaginellales, Selaginellaceae. Gene Ontology annotation, molecular function: protein binding; mRNA binding. Bases 149 to 1681 code for a protein of 510 amino acids. The record is from RefSeq and is a predicted model, not a curated record. The transcript is spliced from 19 exons. Gene Ontology annotation, cellular component: cytoplasm; ribonucleoprotein complex; nucleus.